Messenger RNA from Eublepharis macularius, 1862 nucleotides. RefSeq names its product cytochrome P450 2D14-like. Gene Ontology annotation, cellular component: cytoplasm; intracellular membrane-bounded organelle. Gene Ontology annotation, molecular function: heme binding; iron ion binding; oxidoreductase activity, acting on paired donors, with incorporation or reduction of molecular oxygen, reduced flavin or flavoprotein as one donor, and incorporation of one atom of oxygen. The transcript is spliced from 10 exons. Gene Ontology annotation, biological process: arachidonate metabolic process; xenobiotic metabolic process. Lineage: Eukaryota; Metazoa; Chordata; Lepidosauria; Squamata; Eublepharidae. The record is from RefSeq and is a predicted model, not a curated record. Bases 209 to 1744 code for a protein of 511 amino acids.
GAUAGCAGACACUCGCGGACCCUGACAGACACAAACAGAACACGUGAAACCUGGAGACACGUGCAGCGCUAGGGAGGCAGUACACUGGACACAAAAAAAUCUAGUUCUGAGAAGAGGAAGGAGAAUGUGCAUGAGUAAAAGAACCUGGAACAUCUGAGAUUUGCAGAAGCAAGAAUUAGUCUGGAAGAAACCAAGUGAGUGGAGAGGGAUGGAAACUCUGAUGGCUGUGAUCUCUUGGAUGGGGGCUCAGGCCUCAUCCUUUUGGAACAAUAUCACAGCAGUGCUCAUCUAUCUCCUACUUCUGGCCCUGCUGCUUGAUUAUGUGAUGUUCAGGAGGAAAAGCAGCCGCCUUCCACCGGGACCUACUCCUCUACCUUUCUUUGGUAACUUGCUGCAGCUCGAUUUCUGGCGCCCAGUUAACACCGUCCAACAAUUGACAAAAAGAUAUGGAAUGCUCUUCCUAGCCCAAGCUGGAUGGACAAAUCUAGUUGUAUUGAAUGGGUUUAAGGUGAUGAAGGAGGCACUGGGAAAGAAAACCGAGGACUUUAUUGAGCGACCAUCUGUCCCACUAUUGUGUCUAGCAGGCUACACAGAGAAUUGUCAAGGACUAGUCUUGGCAGGCUGCAGCACUGGCUGGAAAGAGCAGAGGAAAUUCGUUCUCUCCACUCUGAAAACCUUUGGAAUGGGGAAGAAAACUCUUGAAAUGAUGGUAUCUAAAGAAGCUGAACAUCUGUGCUCUGAGCUGAAAUCACAAGGAGGUGCUCCUUUUAUCCCACACGAUCUUGUGAACUCUGCAGUUGGCAAUAUUACCUGUACCUUAAUACUUGGUAGCCGAUUUGAAUACAGUGAUGAGAAAAUCCAUACAUUACUUCAUUUAACUGAGGAUUUGCUGCAGACCUUAACAAAAAACAUCACCCAGAUGGUAGCUGCAAGAUCCUGGUUCUCCUAUAUUCCUGGACCUCACCUUAAAAUUAGGGAAGUCUAUAAUGAUAUUACUGCUAUAUUUAAAGAGAUUUUGAAUGAACAUAAGAAAACCAGGGAUCCAGCCUUUGCAAGAGAUAUGACUGAUGCCUAUCUGGAAGAGAUGGAAAAGGCAAAAGGGACUCCAGAGAGCAGUUUUAAUGAGCAAAACGUUCUAAAAAUAAUUUUUGAACUGUUUGUAACUGGUACGACAACAACUUCUUCCACCAUACUCUGGGGGUUGCUGGAAAUGGUCUUAAAUCCAGAAGUUCAGAAAAGAGUCCAAGAAGAAAUUGAGAAAGUGCAUGGCAGGGACAAACCACUCAUGAUGAAGGACCUGCCAGACCUGCCCUACACUAAUGCUGUCCUCUAUGAAAUCCAACGCUAUGCUGAUAUUGUACCUAUUCCAUUGCCAUAUAUAACACAUCGAGAUGUUGAAGUCGGCAAGUUUGUUAUCCCAAAGAACUCCAUAGUCUUCAAUAACUUGUCUUCAGUGCUGAAGGACGAAACCAUGUGGGAGAAGCCACACAACUUUUACCCCGAGCACUUCCUGGAUGCUAAUGGACAGUUUGUCAAGCGAGAGGCCUUCCUGCCUUUCUCUAUAGGUCGUCGUGCUUGCCCUGGAGAACAAAUAGCUAAAGUGGAGCUCUUCAUCUUCUUCACCACCCUCCUGCAGCGUUUCACUUUCUGCAUCCCUGAGAACCAUCCCAGGCCCAAGGAAGAUAGGGUCUUUUCCUUCAAUGUUACUCCUCUCCCUUUCCAUAUUUGUGCCAUCCCUAGAUAAUUUCUUCAGAAUAUCUGCUACUCAGUCUUCUGUGAUGGCCCAAGAAGUUUUCCAGGAUGAAAAAAAUUGAAGAAGUAUCAGAUUUAUGUCAUUCAGGAAUAAAACUUGUUCAGAACAA